Molecule: messenger RNA, 783 nt
Organism: Verruconis gallopava
Lineage: Eukaryota; Fungi; Ascomycota; Dothideomycetes; Venturiales; Sympoventuriaceae
Exons: 2
Coding region: 43-783 (246 amino acids)
Source: RefSeq, a predicted model, not a curated record
ACGGAUCGUUUUGGGAACGCCAUCUUGGCCCCUUGAUCGCGGAUGGAGGACAGGGGACUGGAUUGCGACAAGGCAGACAGAGAGAGGGAGCAAGGGACCAAGUCCUCAGGUGCUGACCUUUCGAAGGGAGACCGCUCACCAUGGAGAGGUGAUGUUCCGACAGCCACGCAUGCUGUUGACGAAGAUGGGCCGACGAUGAACCGUUGCCGCACGUCGAAUGAGGACGUCGCGGACGAUGCUUUUGACGCUCCUCAGAGCGAAGCAGGCACCAACGUCUCUCGGCUGCCACCGACAGUGCAGCAGUCCGUCGGAGAUGCCAUUGUCCUGCCACGGAGGAGAUUGAGGCGCCUUGGGGAAGAUGACGAGACGUUCCUGGCAGGAUCGGCGAACAGGGCUGCAGAGCACGACAGUUGUUUUCUCCGGGACCGCGUUUCGCAGCCAGGCGCGGCGGCGUCGAAUCCAGAGCGCCAAAGGCAAUCACGUAACGGAGCCAGCCUCUCACGCGCAGAUAGCUCGGCGGAAGCCGCUGACGACGAGUCGUUCACACGGCUGAUCGAUGCAGAGCUGGAGGCCCUGAGCGUUUCGGUCGCAAAGCUGCGGAGGAUCGCGGAAGCGAUGGGCCGUGAAAUCGAGGCCCAGAGCAGAGCGCUAGCCGGGAUGCGAGCGGAGGUCGCGGACGAUCAGCAGGCUGUCGGUAAGGCUGCCGUUGUCGCUGCCAUCGCCGCUGCCGCGGACAGGCCGGUCGGUGCUGUGCGGACAAGAUCGGAGGUGAAUGCUCUGUAG